Phyllostomus hastatus (greater spear-nosed bat) is the source of this 1715-nucleotide messenger RNA. It is a transcript of the gene SGCZ, whose product is annotated as sarcoglycan zeta. Gene Ontology annotation, biological process: cardiac muscle tissue development; heart contraction. Gene Ontology annotation, cellular component: sarcoglycan complex; sarcolemma. NCBI's taxonomy places the organism in Eukaryota, Metazoa, Chordata, Mammalia, Chiroptera, Phyllostomidae. The record is from RefSeq and is a predicted model, not a curated record. Bases 780 to 1715 code for a protein of 311 amino acids. The transcript is spliced from 8 exons.
CGAAGGCCAGUAGAACAGCAAAGCAGGAAGGAAAAAUUUUCUCUCUCUGGCUUUCUCUCUCUCUCUUUCCUCUCCUCUGUAGGAGCCACCUCCUAUGUUCCCAACUCUUUUAGCAUAACCUUCCAAGGAGAACGCUUCCUUCAGACUUUAUCUUCUUUUCUCCACUGAGAGAAUACCUCUCGGCUGCAAGACAUUUUUUUAAGUCUUCUGCAGGACUUCGGGGAUUUGGUGAUCUCGCCAGAGACACUGAGAGCACUGCUGAAGCCUGGGACUCACAGGGUGCGAAAUUAGCUCCCCGAGUCAGCCUGGCGGAGGAAGGCUUUCAUCAUAGACACUUCGCUCCAGUUUGAACACAUUUGCUUGAAAUUUGCCGCAUGAUGCUGUCCAGGGGAGCCGCUUUUUUUCUUGGGAUGCAGCAAUUCGCUGGUUUCUAAGCUUAUUGCAGAAGAAGUAAUCUUAAAUAGCGUGGAUUCCCCCCCCCCCGCUCCCCACACACACACACCCCACCCUUGCUUGAUUCAACUGAGCUGCGUUGCACCACGGUCAAGAUCACCUGUCACUAAAUUUUUGAGGAAGUAAAACAAAGUGAAUUAUAAUUAUCGUUUAUUUAUUUUCAUCAUUUUUAACCGGUGGAGGCGGCGUGAUCACGGAGAUGCGACUGAGAGGAGCUGCCGGGGCUUGGAGGAGGAUAAAGCUGAGUUUAGGCUGGAGACUGAAAGACUAGAUUGUGUUUCGGUACAACUUGCCCGGUUCCUCUCCACUUCCUCCAGUUUCGCUCCAUGGACAGAUCAACAAGCCUGGACAUCGAGGAGCUCAAGAUGACACGAGAACAGUAUAUACUAGCAACACAGCAGAAUAACCUGCCCAGGGCUGAGAAUGCACAACUGUACCCAGUGGGAAUUUAUGGAUGGCGAAAGAGGUGCUUAUACUUCUUUGUCCUUCUGCUGUUGGUUACCAUGAUAGUUAACUUAGCCAUGACCAUAUGGAUAUUGAAAGUGAUGAAUUUCACUGUGGAUGGUAUGGGAAAUCUGAGAGUCACCAAGAAGGGAAUCCGACUUGAAGGUAUAUCUGAGUUUCUACUUCCAUUGUAUGUGAAAGAAAUUCAUUCCCGAAAGGAUAGUCCACUGGUCUUACAGUCUGACAGGAAUGUAACAGUGAAUGCAAGAAAUCACAUGGGGCAGUUAACUGGACAGCUGACAGUAGGUGCUGAUGCUGUGGAAGCUCAGUGUAAAAGGUUCGAAGUGAGGGCGAGUGAAGACGGCAGGGUGCUGUUUUCUGCAGAUGAAGAUGAGAUUACCAUCGGGGCUGAGAAGCUGAAAGUCACAGGCACUGAAGGAGCAGUGUUCGGGCACUCUGUGGAGACGCCUCACAUCAGAGCAGAACCUUCCCAGGACCUCAGGCUGGAGUCACCAACCAGGUCCUUGAUCAUGGAAGCUCCUCGAGGGGUCCAGGUGCGAGCUGCUGCAGGAGACUUCAAGGCCACCUGCAGGAAGGAGCUCCACCUGCAGUCCACAGAGGGGGAGAUAUUUUUGAACGCGGACACAAUUCGGCUGGGAAAUCUGCCGACUGGCUCUUUCUCAUCUUCACCCAGCUCUUCAAAUGCCCGACAGACGGUGUACGAGUUGUGUGUGUGCCCCAACGGCAAACUCUACCUUUCUCCAGCAGGGGUGGGUUCCACCUGUCAGUCCAGUAGCAACAUCUGCUUGUGGAGCUGA